Molecule: messenger RNA, 546 nt
Organism: Populus trichocarpa (black cottonwood)
Lineage: Eukaryota; Viridiplantae; Streptophyta; Magnoliopsida; Malpighiales; Salicaceae
Product: anthranilate phosphoribosyltransferase, chloroplastic-like
Exons: 4
Coding region: 1-546 (181 amino acids)
Biological process (GO): L-tryptophan biosynthetic process
Cellular component (GO): cytosol
Molecular function (GO): anthranilate phosphoribosyltransferase activity
Source: RefSeq, a predicted model, not a curated record
AUGGCAGCCAGUCUAUCUGCAACUUCUCUUUCUAUGAUAUCUCAGCGACCCAAAUCGCCAAUUCGUGAUUUUGAAGACAAAAAUUGCUGCUUCUGGACUCGACCGAGUUGCUACCUGAAGCAAAGAAACAUAAUCAGAAAUGUAAGUGGAGGUACAAGCAGAAAAGGUACGACUCUGGUCUCUGCUUUACUGUCUACUAUUUCUAGGACAUCAGCUUCUACAAUACCUGCAUUCAAUGAGUUGAUUGAAUCCUUGAUUAUUAAGGUGGAUUUGUCAGAAUCUGAGGCUGAAGCAUCAUUAGAUUAUUUACUCGAUGAUGCUAGUGAGGCCGUGAUCAUUGCUUUCUUGGUACUGCUGAGAGCCAAGGGAGAGACUUUUGAAGAGUUAAGUUUAGUGCAUUUAUUGCUUUUACAAGUGGAAGGGUUAGCUCAUGUCGUGGAUAUUGUUGGAACGGGCGGUGAUGGUGCAAACACCGUUCACAUUUUUACAGGAGCAUCAAUACUUGCUGCUGCUUGCGGUGCUAAAGUAGCCAAGCAAGGGAAUUGA